AUGUUUUGGCCUCUUGCGCAGACCGAAAACACUUUAAAGAUGAAGGUUUGUCACAUCAUUUUCCUUACUUUCACCUUAGUGAUGGACGCAUUUCCCCAUCCUUGCGAUACAGACGCAUUUUUUCCCAUGAUCCCUCCCAUAUGCUUUGGCCCCAUUCCCAAGCUCAUUAAUGACGUCUCGUGUUGCUCAAGUGUCAAAUAUGAAUCCGAAUGUUGUAACGGUCAUGUUUUUGGAUGUUGCGAUGAAACCGAACAGCAAGUCUCCUAUUGUGAUCAAAACGAAAAUUCUAUGACUUUGAUUGAAGAGCGCGGGACGCCCCGAGUCAUCACUCAACGAUCACCAUCAUACUAUGAUGCCAUCGAUGAAGAAUGCAAUCAGGUUCAACAAUCCAAUUAUUGCGAUAAAAACAUUGAAGAAUGUUGCAUGCAAAAUUACCAAACCAAUAUUUCCAAUGACAGAGAACAAGAAUUCGCGUCGAUUAUUCGAAGACGACGUUUUUUAGGUAAUGCACAUCAUUCUACGAAAGAAACGAAUUGA
Acaulospora morrowiae is the source of this 537-nucleotide messenger RNA. The record is from the annotation of a GenBank genome assembly. Lineage: Eukaryota; Fungi; Glomeromycota; Glomeromycetes; Diversisporales; Acaulosporaceae.